GGUAAGCACCCAGGCCCACUUCAGUCGGCGAAAGCACAGGCGGCUGCCAAAGACAGCAGAGAAACCCGGAGCAGAAGAGACCAGCCGAGGAUGCCUGCCCUCUUGUUCUACCUUCUAGGAUUCUGUCUCCUCCAGGGCCAAGUUACCGGAAGAGUCACGUAUGAAUGGAUGAUGGAGAAUGUUAAGAUAUGCCGUAAUGAUUUUGUCAGAACCGCGAUCGAAGUCUGUGGCCAUGUCCACUUGGAAAGAGAGUCUCCGAGUCCAGAAAACCCCUUUCUGAGUUCUGGACCAGCUGCAGAAACUGUGCCAUCAUCCAUCAAGAAAGAUGCAGAAAAUGCAAAUACUAUGUUGGAAUCCAUUCCUAACUUGCCACAGGAGCUGACGGCAACACUAUUUGAGAAGCAGCCAUCAAAGCUGUAUCUACAAUACCUACCUACAUUGAAGAAGUCAAAUGUUAGUUUUGAAGAAUUUAAGAAAAUUAUUCAGAAUAUACAAAGAGGAGUGGAAGGUAGCAGGGCUUCAGAAUCGAAUACUUUCUCCCGAAAAAAGAGACAGUUCUCUGAGAGUCUGCCUGAAGAAUGUUGCAAAUAUGGUUGUCCCAGAUAUUAUCUUCUUAUGUAUUGCUGAGAUGGAGAUAACUGCAUAGAUUUCACAUAAUUUUCAUGUGUAUUUCACAUGUAUUCUUGAUAUUUUCACUUAUAAUUCUGUCAGGAUGCUACUGAUUACUAGAAUAUAAGACCUCCACAGCUGAAGGUUUGUGCAUUGUUCAUUUUAUAAUAAAUGGUAUGUCUGUGCA
Molecule: messenger RNA, 796 nt
Organism: Oryctolagus cuniculus (rabbit)
Lineage: Eukaryota; Metazoa; Chordata; Mammalia; Lagomorpha; Leporidae
Gene: RLN1
Product: relaxin 1
Cellular component (GO): extracellular region
Molecular function (GO): hormone activity
Source: RefSeq, marked provisional